AUGAAAGGUCUUCUGUGGCACGGAUGGCCACUCACUCUGUUUUUUCUUACUAUUACUGCCGACGUUGCCAACUUCCAGGGGUCGCAACGCGGCAUUGAAUUCUGCCAGGUUCCCCCCGAUAGCUGGCUAGGCUAUGGCCUUGAUAUGAGGAGAACUGGUGGUAUUGACAUCUUUAAUUGGGAUUCGAUAGAAAACUCUAUCUCGAGGUUUGCUCGAGUCGUCAAGUUGAGCGACGAACGCGAAACCCAACAGCUGCGAUAUCUUACUUGGGAUGUGCCUAAAGGUGUCGAUAUUAUACCAGAUACUGGCCACGCUGAUGGGGAAAGUGUGACUUGGAUAAAUGGUAUCGAAGCUCGGACAAAUCUAGCAGCUGGAGGUUCCGCUUCUGCAAGCUAUAAGAUUGUAUCUGGCGACGCAUCUCUAGACGUCGGCCUCGACACAAAAUUAGAGCAAGACUUCCAAUACUCAUUCGCUGCAUAUACAGCGAAGGAGCUGGGUGCUUCACUUUCCGAUUAUAAGCAAGACGUUCAAACGGAUAUGAUCAAGAAGGAUCUGGCACAGUUUCCCGAGAUAGAUGGGACUGAUAAGGAAAACCUUCGGCGAUGGGAUGCAUUUUUCUCUGCGUAUGGAUCUCAUGUCAUCAAGAACACCGAUUAUGGCUACCGUUUUCAGUUUAAAGUUGCCGCGUCUAACACCAAUACGGAAGUUGAUAAGAGGUUUGCUGCUGACGUGGGAGUCACUUUCAGCGGCCUUCCGGUGGCUGGCAAGGGCGACGUGAAAGCUGCAGGCGAGACGCAGUAUAGCACCUUCUUGUCAGAAGAGGUGCUAACUCUCAAUCUCCGCGGUGGGGACACGACCGUUGGGAAUACGAUCACCGCUGAUCCUACCAGUAAAGACACCGCUGCGAAUUUUGCUAAGUGGGGAGAAGGAGGGGCGGCCUUUCCCGACAUUAUAGGUCUUGGAAUGGUGGAGCUGUGGAAGCUACUCAGGGAAGUCUUCCUGUUCGACGAGGCCAACAAAGUGCAGAAUGCAUGGAAUUACUUCGCCUCUCACCGCGCCGAUCAUUUUACCAAAUGUACCCUCAUUGUCAACUCGGACUGGGGAGAAUUCGGCUUGCUCACGCCAGGAUACGUUCAGGAUGUGGUAGGAAAUGAAGGCACCACAUUCUCCACUAGCAAGAUACACUGGCAACUACCAGCAGGGCAAGUAAAGGGACGGGAUGUCGGCAAUAUACAAUUCACUAUCAAGAAUGACGGCUCACCGAUCACAAUCUACACCAACCGGGGCGAUGAAAGCGAAAUAGACUUCGAGAUCCCAGACCAACAGGUCACACUUGUGAAUAAAGGCGAUCCUGACAAAACUUUCGCCAAUUAUAAACAAUGGUUUAACAUCCCACCCAACAACCAAGGCGUCAAUGAAAUCGUCAUCCCGGUCGAGCAAACCCCAGGCUACGAGCCUCCGAUUGCUGCCCAAUCGAGUAAUUCAAGCGCCAUUCCUGGCCGUAGUGGCGCUGCGAAUUUGCCGAUGAGUAGUGCUGUCAAUCCCGCACUUCAAGGUGAGACUGUAGGUCCAAGUUUGACGCCCGCCAAUACUGGAAAGAGGUGGACUGCCUAA
This is a messenger RNA of Bacidia gigantensis, 1614 nucleotides long. RefSeq lists its product as uncharacterized. The record is from RefSeq and is a predicted model, not a curated record. The transcript has 8 exons. NCBI's taxonomy places the organism in Eukaryota, Fungi, Ascomycota, Lecanoromycetes, Lecanorales, Ramalinaceae. The coding region runs from base 1 to 1614 and encodes 537 amino acids.